CUAUACAAAUAUCUUUCCACCCAGUGGAUAUAAAAAAUACAAUUUAACCUCAUUAGUAAGUGCUCUAUUGUUAGUGCUGUAUUUAUUGGUGUUAAAAAUAUUGUUUCAAAGAAACUAAUACAAUAUGUUAAAAAUGCGUUUUUCUACAGUUUUUUUGUUUUUGGCGAUUGUAAUUAUAUCAUUUCUCAAUGAAACGGAAGCGAGACGAAAGAUUCUUAGGGGAAGAAAAACCAUUACCAGGACAUAUUACAAAUCAUUAGGAAUACCUGCUUGGUUGUCAAUCAUAUUCACUGGACUCUUCAUUAUAGGGAUUUCAGGAAUAAUUUUUGGUGUAUUACAAAAAUUUAUUAUAGUUAACAAUCAACCUCCACAACAAACGCCUUCCUCAGUACCACUCACAACGUCAACUUAGAGCUCUUAAAGUAUAAUGUUCUAACAAUUUGUAUAGUUUUAACAACUUUAAUUAAGACAAAAU
Molecule: messenger RNA, 475 nt
Organism: Myzus persicae (green peach aphid)
Lineage: Eukaryota; Metazoa; Arthropoda; Insecta; Hemiptera; Aphididae
Gene: hoka
Exons: 3
Coding region: 125-412 (95 amino acids)
Source: RefSeq, a predicted model, not a curated record